Molecule: messenger RNA, 1177 nt
Organism: Ooceraea biroi (clonal raider ant)
Lineage: Eukaryota; Metazoa; Arthropoda; Insecta; Hymenoptera; Formicidae
Source: RefSeq, a predicted model, not a curated record
UGUCACUUGUCUCCACAAACAGAAUUUUCGUUACGUAUUCCUUAUAUUGGCAUGCUUAACAUGUACGCGAUUGAUUGAGAAGUUUAGAAGUUCUUGACGACAGAAGUUAAUGAAUAUUAAUACUUAAUUGAUUGUGUCGUCUGUGAAAAAGCAUUUAACACAAAAGCUCAAUUUGUUUCUUUUUCGUCAUGGACUGUGUACUUCCAGGAACGUUCUUGCACCAAUCUCCAGUUUUACCCCAGAAGUGCCUUGCACAGAUAUGCUUUACUUGCAGAGUUAUACGAAAUAAUCUAAUACAAAACCUGUUCAAACAUAACAAGUUGGUGGAACAGUUCCAGUCAUCAACGGACAUUACUCACAUCAACACUGAACAUAUCGUACCAUUUAAGAUUACCUCAUGUAUAAUUGUUCGAGUAAUGGUAUAUCUAACAGUUAGAGCCUCGCGACCCAGUGUUCAACUCGUCGUGAAAAUGUUGAAGUUGCGAAGGCAAGGUUCAUAUUCGUUGUUAGUAAAUUCGUUUGAGGCGGAAUGGAUGUUCUACAAAUACGUUGCCGUAAGACUGACAUAUCUCAUACAUCCGAAAUGCUAUCAUCUGGAUAGCAGUAUAUGCAUACAAGGGUAUCCAUUUAUCAUACUGGACGAUUUGAUUACGCUCGGUUAUAAGCAGUUCAAAGGUAAAUUAAAAAAGAAUGACCUAAUAAAAGUUCUCAAAAUUCUGGCGCUAUUCCAUGGCGAUACAAUGAAGCUGCUGAAUGAAGACGAGAAUAUGAAAAGUUAUGCCGAGAAUUUCUUCGAAGAGAAUAAGAAGAAAAACAUAGUCAAACAACAAAAGGCAAUUAGGUAGAGCAGUUAUAAGUCCUGUGAUUAGAAAUAAUAAAAUAAGGAUUUAUUAUUAAAAAUAUGCAUUUUUAAAUAAAUACAUGACUCACAAAUUUUAUUAUAAUAAUAAAAUAUAAUUAUAAUAAUAAUAAAAUAAUAAUUAAUCAAUAUUUAGAAAGUAAGCAAAAUCUAAAGCCUUGGAAUGUGUUUUAAUCAUUUUAAUUGGAAUUUUAAUCACUUAAUUUAUAAUAGAACAAUAUUUAUAUAUCGAAUGAUUUGACAACUGUUUGGCGUCAGCUAUCCGAUAGAUGAAGAAAAUUAUUAGAAAGUAAUAUUUCGAAUAUGUUUAUUAUUUAU